Messenger RNA from Lottia gigantea (owl limpet), 903 nucleotides. RefSeq lists its product as hypothetical. NCBI's taxonomy places the organism in Eukaryota, Metazoa, Mollusca, Gastropoda, Lottiidae. The transcript is spliced from 3 exons. Gene Ontology annotation, molecular function: DNA-binding transcription factor activity, RNA polymerase II-specific; RNA polymerase II transcription regulatory region sequence-specific DNA binding. Gene Ontology annotation, biological process: regulation of transcription by RNA polymerase II. The annotation marks the transcript as partial. The record is from RefSeq and is a predicted model, not a curated record.
AUGAGAAGAUCCAGAAGUUCCAUAACUAAUCUGGAACAUAUCUUGAAUCUUGAAGUACCCACACUUUUCAAAGCCUCUGAAAGUGACAAGUCAAAUAGUGGAUCACCAUCUCAAUCCCUUGAUGAAACUCAAAACAAUGAGUCAAAUGAUGAAGAAGAUGACAAUACUGAAGAUGUUGUAGUGAAAUCAGAAGCUACAGACAAUCACCCAAGCCCAGCCAGUUCAGCAGAUACAUCUGAUCACAUUAGACUAGCUGAGAACUUGAAAUGCAACUACUGUACAUUUGUAGCUAAGGACAACACAAGACUUUCAAGACAUCAGACUUGCCAUACGGGUAGUGGAGACGGAAGACAACAAGCCAAGAAACAAAGAUUCAAAUGUCCAUAUUGUCCACAAUGUUUUGAAAAUUUGACCAAGUUUAGCCUCCAUGUUUCAUGUCAUCCAGGGCUGAUCAAAUAUACCCUCCUGACGUGUAAACAGUGUGACUUCAACUCUAAUCAGAAACACAACAUGCUGCGGCACAUUGAAACCAGAUGUUCUGUUAAGAAAUUUGGAUGUGAGAGAUGUUCAUUUACAUCUGUUCAUCGAUCUAAUGUUCAGAGACAUGUGUUCAGAGUUCAUGAAAAGUAUCGUUAUAAGAUCUGUAAAUUAUGUGGAUACCGAACAUUGAGUAAUGUGCUAAUAAGACAACACAUACAAGACAAACAUACUGAUGCCACUGAUGAAAGUUUGAUGCCAAGACCUUCAUGGAAAUAUGCUUGUGUGGAAUGUCAUUUGAAAAUGGAUGCUGGCACUAAAAUGAAAUGUCACAUUGGGCGUCAUUUUAAUUACAAGCCUUAUGUUUGUGAAACAUGUUCAGCAGAUUUUGCUUCGCCAGAUGAAAUGAGAAAACACAUCAGAAGA